This is a messenger RNA of Prorocentrum cordatum, 2016 nucleotides long. The record is from the annotation of a GenBank genome assembly. NCBI's taxonomy places the organism in Eukaryota, Dinophyceae, Prorocentrales, Prorocentraceae.
GCCAUGAACGGUACCAGGAAGGCGUCGCAGAUGUGGGGUGAGCUUGUGAGAACUACUAUGGACGACGGUCAUUGGGACUGCUUGGUUGGAACUCCUAACGUGUUCUACUUACCUGCUAGCCCCAACACAGCCCCCGUCGACGAGGAUAGCACAGCGAUCUGCCAUGGCGAUGACUUUCUUGCUGAAGGCUACGACGAGCAGCUGGACGAGCUGGACGAGUUAUUGAGGCAGCAGUUUGAGGUCACGGCCAGCGCCAGACUUGGACCAGGAGCGGUGGGGCAGACUACAUACCUCAAGAGGACGAUCGGCUAUACCGACAAGUUGCCAGGUUGCGAGGAGCCGGGUUUCUUCUGGACUGCCGAUCCUAAGCAUGUGGACUUCAUGAUCAAGUGGACGCAGAAGCGAGGUUGUAAACCAGCUCCCACUCCAGGAACGAAAGCUACAGGACAAGGCCGACGAGACAGCCUAGACCUUCUUUCCAAGGAUCGUGCUCGAGAAGUGGCGGGUGCAGCAGGCACCGCUCUUUACCUUUCUUCGGAUAGGCCCGACACGAUGUACGCCAGCAAGACAGCGAUGCAGCACGUCUCCAACCCGAACGUCUUGAUGCAUGCGCGUGUUCAGCGACUUGGAAGGUACUACGAGGGACAGCCUGUGUUGGUCUGGUGUUACCCACUUCAAGGUACUCCUGAAGGCAUUCGUGUAGAUGGUGACGCAGAUUGGGCACCUACGAGUGAACUACAGCGGCGAUCUACCAGUGGAGGAGCUGUGAGGUAUGGUGACCACACUUGGGACUGCUACUCAGUGACGCAGAGUACGAUAGCCCUAAGUUCAGGGGAAUCCGAGAUGUACGCUACGGGAAGUGCGACAGCCAGAGGACUUCAGUGUAAGACUUACCUGAUCGAGACCCAGAGGCCCUGCAACCUGAAGAUCUAUAGUGACAGCACAGCUGGACGUGGCAUGUGCAGCCGAGUUGGGGUGGGCAAGGUCAGGCACCUGGAGUUGAGGUACUUGUGGAUUCAGGAGCGGUUGCGUCUCAAGGCGUUCGAGCUUCACAAGGAGGACACCAGCAAGAUGACAGCCGACAUGCUCACGAAGUACACCGAGUGGCCGACAAUCGAGAAGCAUUGCACCACUCUCAACCUCAGGUUCGGAAAGCAGUUGAAGGGCUUGAGCGCAAUGGCAGUUUUCACAGAGGUCGUGACGAAAGCGUCAGGCGAGAAGGUGACAGUGUACGGAGGUUCUGACGAGGUUGCGGUUUGCCCCGCGCCUGUCAGCCACUACGUGGACAGCGAGGAGUUCUGGUUCUUCCUGAAGUUGGGGCUUGUUGUGGUGACUGCAGCCAGUGCUUUUUUACUGGGGUGCUGGUGUGGUUGCUACUUCAAGAACUUCUACGACAAGUUCCUCCUCCAGGGUGCGGUUAACCCCGCCUCUGGAAGCACUUGCACACCAUCUGCGCGGGCUGGCGUCGAGUUCAAGACCGUGUGUGUACAGCAGGACAAAGGUGCAAGGCACAAGCUCUUAAGCACGUUUCUUGUAGCUGAGCUGCGAGCUGUCUUGAAGGCCAAGGGCCUGGCCGUGUCAGGGAUCAAGGAGGACCUGGUCACGAGGAUGAUCAAGCACGGAUGCGUUCUGUCGGAUCGCCAGGCCAAAGAGAUCGAGCAGCUACGGGUGAUGGCUACAGCGUAUGGACCUCUUGCCAAGCUCAGCUUGCAGGACAUCAGCAGUCCAGAGGCCGCGCAGAAGUGGAUCGAGACGUUCAAGAGCGAGUGCGGAGACCGUUCCAGAGGCUCUCAGGUGAUCCACGGAGAGGGCCAGGAGAAUGGUCGCAGGAAGCACUACGACAGCCGAAGGAGCGGGCUGCUGGAGGCGGAGGGGCUGACGCCCUCGUACGUGCCCUCCACGCCCGAGAAACCCGUGGCCGCGCAGCUCCGCAGCGGGGAGGCCUCUCCGAUCUGCGGUCGGCGGUCGCGCUCUGUCGAUGCGGCGACCGAGGCCGCGGAGGGUCGCAGGUCGUAG